AUGCCAAUUUUAAACGUGCUGCUGACUGGCUGUAGGUGCGUGGAGCUGGACUGCUGGGACGGAGACGACGGUAGCCCUGUCAUCUAUCAUGGGCAUACCUUUACCACGAAGAUACCAUUUCGAAGAGUGGUGGAAACUAUUGCUAGGAGUGCGUUCGUGGCGUCUCCGUAUCCACUUAUCCUGAGCAUAGAGAACCACUGCAGUCUACCACAGCAACAAGUGAUGGCUAGCACUUUUGAGGCAGUGUUUGGAGAAAAACUGGUCACAUCAUUCCUCUUUGAAGUGGACUACACAGACGAACCGAGGCUACCUAGUCCAGAGCAACUUAAAUAUAAGAUCUCGAAAUCUCGUGAUGGGGCGAUGGCGCCAGAGCGACAAAUUCUGGGGGGCGCCAAGGUUUUAAUAAAGAAUAAAAAGUUGCUUCCUAUUGAGGCGAGUCCAACGAUGGGGCUGACUGGAGCCAGCUCAGCGCAGGGAUACAGCGGAGUAUUAUCCACAGCUUUCAGGUCCAACGGCAUCCGUCACACUAGUACCUCGCUCCCCGAACAGAGUAACAGGACCAGCUCGAUCAUGUCCAACCAGUCUGCUGGAAGCUCGCUGACUGAAUACUUCUCUGAUGAAGACUACGAUGAAGACGAUGAGGAUUUAGAUGAGAAAGAACUGCACAAGAUUCUAAACUCUAUGGAAGACAAAUGUGGUCGGACCUCUCUUUCCCUCUACCAGAGUUUUCGUAGGAGCGAGGGAGACGCAGAAACUACUUCUGGCAGCAUCAAACACGCUCCUACUAGAAAACGAACGUUCGCCUUCGCGUUCGCGGUCGCGUUCGCCUUCGCGUUCGCCUUCGCGUUCGCCUUCGCGUUCGCGUUCGCGUUCGCCUUCGCGUUCGCCUUCGCGUUCGCCUUCGCGUUCGCCUUCGCCUUCGCCUUCGCCUUCGCCUUCGCCUUCGCCUUCGCCUUCGCCUUCGCCUUCGCCUUCGCCUUCGCCUUCGCCUUCGCCUUCGCCUUCGCCUUCGCCUUCGCCUUCGCCUUCGCCUUCGCCUUCGCCUUCGCCUUCGCCUUCGCCUUCGCCUUCGCCUUCGCCUUCGCCUUCGCCUUCGCCUUCGCCUUCGCCUUCGCCUUCGCCUUCGCCUUCGCCUUCGCCUUCGCCUUCGCCUUCGACUUUGACUUUGCCUUUACUAUUGACCUGAUUUUGAUUUUGACUUUGACUACCGCGAGUUCAGUCUCCGUACAAAAAAUCCUUUGUGUGAUCCGCAAACUGUUGUUCCGGGCCUUAGUGUGUUGUGCGAUCAAGUUCCGUGGUCUGAACCCCUUAUCACCUCGGAGUUCUAUGAAACAACCCAGCAAUAUUGUCAAGGAAACGGCGCCGGGUAGCAGCUUCGAGUCUUCGGAGAGUAGCGAUAGUACUAGUACGAUAGCUCAACAACCCCGACCUAGAUGUCUGAACGCUCCAGCAGUCCACCAUCCCUGCUACCGAUGCUCCUCAGUAAACGAAGCGAUUGGAAAGAAAAUAUGCAGGAAACACCCCAUGGCACUGAUUGCACACACAGAAACACAACUUGUUAGAACGUAUCCCGCCGGCCUAAGAAUAGAUUCAUCGAACUUCGAUCCAGUGACAUUCUGGUCUUGUGGCGUGCAGCUAGUGGCACUGAACUACCAGACUGAAGAUGCAGCCAUGGCUGUGAAUGCAGCUAUGUAUGAGAGCAACGGAUGCACUGGUUAUGUUAGGAAACCUAGUGUCAUGUGGGAUCCAGGACAUAUUGCGUAUAGAAGAUUCAACCCGAUGGAUAAGGAAUUCGAUGGUAUACACGCUGCUCAUCUGACCCUGGCCGUGAUCUCCGGACAGUACGUGGCAGAAAACGUUUAUUCUUUCUACAACGCUUUCGUGGAAGUGGAAAUUUUGGGAGUCCCAGCCGAUUGCAAGAAGAUCAGGACAAAAGUAGCGAGAAAGAAUGCCUUGAAUCCUAUUUGGAAUGAGACAUUUAAUUUUAAGGGAUUAGGGGAGGAGAAGGAUUGGGCCUUCGGUAACAAGACUGAUACGGUAAAACACAACGCGGUCACAACGCAGAAGAAGACGGAUACCCUGAUGAUCAAUUUCCCCGAGUUAGCAUUUCUAAGGUUUGAUAUAUUUGAUGCGGACACCAACUAUAUGCUAUCUCAACGCGUCAUACCGCUGCAGUGUCUUCGGCCUGGAUACAGACAUGUCAGACUCAGAUCACCAACGAACCAGCCGUUGAACAUGGCAUCUCUUCUCAUCUUCUCCCGAUGCUGCGAGGAGUUAGCUGGCGAGAGUUGUCGAGGGGACCUGGAGCCUACAUCCCCCCAUGAAAGACGGAAGAUACAUUUCCUGGUCGUGUAUGCCGUGGCCCGUCAUGAGGCCUACUCCAUUCUGAAGGUCACUCAGGAUACUACAGCUAAUGAGGCUAUAGCUCAAUGCCUAACAAAGGCUGGAGUAUGCAGAUCAGCUCGAGGCAGCUACGUGAUGGUAGAGGAGGUUCCUUCUCGAGCUCCUACGCAAAGAGUGCUGGCUCCUCAUGAGAGGGUUCUCAGGGCUGCAUCAGCAAGACCUGGUGCAAGGUUGUUACUGAAGAGGGUCGGUGAUGAUCCUAGCAGCAGAGCUUGGUUGACUAGUAUUAGAUCAGCAUCAUCAGAUCGCAACAGAGACAGGUCGGUUCCGUCUGAUGAGGAGUCGAGUACACAGGAUGAAGAGCCUCGGAAGCCACCUGAUAGUUUCCUAGUUUGCGUCCAUAAUGUAUCCCAUGAGAUACCCUACGCCAUCCUUAAGGUGCCUUUAACUGCCACAGCAUCAUACGUGGUCUACCAGGCUCUAACAAAAGCGCGUUGCCAUGACGACCCGAAGCGGUUCGUCCUGGUUGAAGAGUUGGAGUGGGGCGGUCGAGCGGGGACGGGGCCGCAGCAGAGGGCGUUGGCUGAUGAUGAAGUGGUUUAUGCUGCUCAGGCUGGUUGGAAGACAUUAGGUAGAUUUGUACUCCAAGAGAAGGGUAGUACGGCUCCGUUGCCCCGACACAGGGCAGCCAUUGCCCGGAUACAGCGUGGACUCAGCAUGACAAGAGGAGCUAUAGCAGGCACCACAGGCUUUCCAUUAGGGGGUUUCAGCGCGACCGAUACGAUUUCAGAAGGGAAAACACCGGUGCAAACUGCUUACAGUGAUCCCACGCAUUGCAGGAGAGUAUCUACAGCGCCCCUUGGUAAAGGCAUCGGACGAGCAAAAGGGCACUCCGAUAAGGACAUGAGGAGCUACAUGCAGAAACGAACGAGCUCGCGAGAGGUCUUCCGGCGGCUAGGCACCCGCUUAGCCAAUCACAGAGCCUCCUUAUCAUCAGAACUCGGCUCUCUGUGGGACUUCAUCAGGAUAGAUCGGGACAGACGGCGCUCUGCUCCCUCGGCAUCCACUUACGAAGCGAUACACACCGAUACGAGAUCCCCUGUACGUCUAGCAAGGGAUCUUCUCCAAGUAAUCCAAGAAACUGUCUUCUCAAAGAAGUUUGAAGAGUCUCCCAAACGCUGUCCUCUUGUCAAAGAAGAAUCUGACCUCAGCUCCGACGGCGAAGAAGGUACUGAGAGAAGAAUAGCGAAUCUAAUCGAUUUCUUCUUCACUAUAGUCAAAAGUCAGAGAGGUGAAAGAAAAGGCAGCGGUGGAAGUUGCUUCAAAAGCGAAGUCACUCCAGAAGAAACUAAAGAAUUCAUUCCAAGUAAAAUGAAUACUGAAUUAGAAGCGAAAAUGGAGACUUUGAUGGACUUCUUAGCGACUACAGGGUGUAUGGAGAAGGAGGAUGAAGUUGGUGAUAAUAAAAUAACUCUUAUGGAGUUCCUAUUCGGUCCGGAAGACCCGAAGCCUAGUAUAGAAAUUGUUGACGUUGAACCUGGACUCAGCGAAGCUAAUAUAAAUGUCAAAGACCUCACUUACAUAGACGAUACGCCUGAGGAAGAAGCAGAAACAUUAGUUGAAAUGCUUAUAAAAUAUAUGGAAAAUUACACGACGAAAGACAAAUUUCAUUCAAAGUCUUUAACGCCAUCGUUGUCUGAGAAAUCUAAGUCGGACAUCACUAUAAGCAAACUUGAAACUUUCAGUGAUAUUAGUAAAACAAAAUCGGAUUCAACAUUAACUCAUACUCAAGACACUGUUAUAGAUAGAGGCGAGGACUGUUCAACAGACAGACGGAUUUCUGAAACAGUUGUCGAUCUGAGCAACGUUAAAAAUGACUUAGAAAUGAUAUUCGAUGAAGCUGUUAGUAGAGUCAGUGAAAUAAGGAAACUAGAAGAAGAUCAGGAUACUAUGACUGAUCAAGAAGAUAUUGAGAAUUAUGAAUCUUAUACAAAGCCUCCGAUGCUACCUUAUAUACAGUAUUUACCAUACAGUGUAGAGCUAUCAGAUAUAUUAGAGGAAGAUGAACCAUCUUCUCGAGAUUUUGAUAGAAAAGAUGAUAGAAACUCACAAAUAAGACAAGCUGCAGAAGAUUUACUAAACUACAUAGAAGAUAAAGUAGCUAAACACUUUGAAGAGGAUUCAGACGAUGAAUUCGACAUAAGCUCCAGUUUAAAACGAUCAUCGAUUAGCUUAAUCGAUUUGCGUAAUAUUCCUGAUUUACCUCCAAGCAUGAUUAUCAAGCCUAAAGUAGUCAAAGUCGAUAAGUCUACAUCUACGACUGAGAUAUCGGAAUCUAUAUCCGAUUUGUCGAGAAGAAUGGAUUCAGCUUGCAUGACGGAGGAUACAACGCUGACGUCAAGUUCAGAGAAAAGUGCAAGGGCUUUGGAUAAACUGGAGUCUUUGCAUAAAUUCUUUUCUAGAUCUCGAUUAGAGAUUAUCGAUGAAAGUGAAGAGCAGGCGGACAAAAUUAAAAACUCAAAACCAGUUAAAACUAUUUCUGGUAGCGACAGCAAUGGACCAGAGUACAAAGCUGGACAAGCCAGUUUAGACGACGUGGAAGACAUACAAGAUGACGACAAAGCUAACGUCGGCUGCGGCGAUGGAGUCAUAGAAAAAGAAAAACCAAACGAAAAAGACACUGAUUUUCAAAAAAAUGGUGAUGAAAUAUCAGAUAGUGUCGAAGGGAAAAUGACAAAAAGCCUCGAUGAAAUCAAGGAAAUCAGUGAAGAUGAUGACAGUCAAGUUAUUGACGAUGAUAGAGAUAUGAAACAAUGGAGCCCUUCACCUGAAGAGAUCGCAGAAAUCAAUGAACGGUACAGACUAGUAGUUAGCGCUGAAGCGAGCAAAAACCAAACUGAAUCUGAAGAAAUUGUUACAGCUAUUGGUAAUACUGGGGUCGGAAUUGAACGGAGUCCAUUGAAAUUCGUCCUAGGUGAAGUAGAUGAGGCUCUAGAAGAAUUUGUAGUAACGCCUAAAGGGAAAGUGAGGCACACGUCGGUGUGA
Molecule: messenger RNA, 5388 nt
Organism: Spodoptera exigua (beet armyworm)
Lineage: Eukaryota; Metazoa; Arthropoda; Insecta; Lepidoptera; Noctuidae
Source: the annotation of a GenBank genome assembly